GCCCGAUCAGCCCGAACCAGCGGCGGGAAACGGGAAUUCAUUGCUGCCGAAACGGCGGGAAACCAAGAAACCCUUCCCACUCCGUCCGACCGCCUUCCCUCCCUCCCCCCGCCGCCGCCACCUCCAUUGCCUCCGCAUUUCCCGACACGGUUAGGUUGCUCGGCACGGUUACGUUAAUCUUGCUGCGGAGGAGCUGUAACUGCAAAUGGGGGCCGCCGGUUCUUCUUCCAGAAUCGAAGACGACAAUCAUGACAUCUUCUAUAGAAAUACAUCAGAAGAAUCGGAAGGCAGUGAUUUCAAAUUCGACAAUCAAGACAGACCAAUUGAUAUGCUUUGUUUACCAACUACAGAACAAGCAAUGAAGAAAGAAGAAAAUUCAGAUAUAACCUACGAUGCAAAACAGAUGGAAAAGAGGAGAAGAAGGGCUAUUGAGUGUAUAGCUGCAUGGUUCAAUGAAGCCGGGAUUCCUUUUAAUACUGUUGGCCUAGAGAGUUUCGACUUAAUGUUGGAAGCAAUUGCACAGUGCGGUCCUGGUUUACGGGGACCCUCUCUGGAUAAGCUUGAUGAGCUAUUACUGCAGAGAGAAGUUUUAGCGAUCAAUGAUUCAAUUGAACCACUGAAGAAAUCUUGGGCGUCAGAAGGGUGCUCUAUUCUAGUUGAUACAGAAAUUGAUGAUGAUGGAAGGCGCAUGUUGAACUUGGCGGUCCAUUGUUCGCAGGGUGUGUCUUUCCUUCGUUCUGUUCAAUUAUCUUCAGACAUCUGCGAUGACGCAUUUGUUUGUCAACUAGUUGACUCUUGUAUUGAAGAAGUGGGACAGCAAAAUGUGGUGCAGGUCAUCACAAACAAUAACUUAGAAAUGAUUGCGGUAAAAAUGCUUACUGCAAAGAGACCCAACAUAUUUUGGACUUACUGCGCUGCAAGUUGCAUUGACAUGAUGCUUGAAGACAUAGGGCAUAUUCCUCUAAUCAAGAAUACAAUUGCUAAGGCAAGGUCACUCACUGCUUUUAUUUAUGGACACACAAAUUUGUUGGACAUGAUGCGCCAGUUCACCAACCAGCGGGAUUUGGUUCAUGUUGGAAUCACUUAUUACACCACUUGCUGCUUGAACUUGAAGAGCCUUUAUGAUAAGAGGAUUGAGAUGAAGACUAUGUUUAUUUCUAAAGAAUGGGAGGACAGCAAGUGGUCGAAGGUACCAGUGGGCAAGAAAUUCUACAAUCUAGUAGUGAGCAGCGAUUUUUGGGAUAGGGUGCUAUAUGUUAUAAACAGUUUUGAGCCACUAGUGGAGGUUCUGAGGAGGAUGGGCAGUGGCAGACCCUCUAUGGGAUACAUAUAUGGCGAACUUGCAAAUGCUAAAAGGGAAAUUGCCUUCCGCUUUGAAAAUAAGGAAGAGCAUUACUUGCCAAUAUGGGACCAUAUAGAUUUUAGAAUAGAUCAUUACAUGAAGAAGCCAUUGCACUUGGCUGGUUACUAUUUGAAUCCCUUGUUCUACUACCAAAACAGAAAUGACAUUGAAAAGACUGAAAUCUUCAGAGAUGCACUUGUUGAGUGUAUGCGUAACCUGUACCAAGAUCAGCCUACGCAAGAGAAAAUUGUGCAUCAAUUGAAGCUUUACAGGACCGCUUCACAGAGUUUCGGAACCACUCACGCCAUUCGUAGUCAAAUGAAUCUUGAUCCAGUUUCCUGGUGGGAAUUACAUGGCGGUGCAGCGAAGGAGUUGAGCACAAUGGCACUGAGGAUAUUAAGGUUAACUUGUGGCUCAUUGGCCUACGAGCAAAGUUGGAUUGAAAUGAUCCAUAAAAAGAAACCAUCUUGGGUUCAACAUAAGAAAUUCGAGGAUUCAAUGUUUGUGACAGUCAACAGAAGGAUACAAGGGAAAGCCCAAAUGAGAGACAGAGAUCCUUUACUUGCAUACCUUCCCGGUGAAGAUGAACCAUUUGAAUGGCUGGUUGGCAUGUUUCGCUUCUAUGCCCAACUACCUCAGUAUAGGGGUAUCCUUAUGGCACGAGCAAACAGCAGCGAUGUAGCAGGACUAUCAAAGCUAGCGAAUAUACUAUUGGAUGAUGCAGAGUUUAUGACAUCUGAAGAAGGGUGCGAGGAAAGUGAUGAAGAACUACCAAGGCACUCCAACAAAAAGAAGACAUCGUCUGGCGCUUCAUGCUCAAAGCGAGCGAACUGGAUGUUCUGGCUGUUGAACGCUUCAUAUAUGGACUACGACUACCAUGACACCUUUGGGAACGCAUCAAAAGAAUCUAAAGAAAAUGAUUUCAAAUCCGAGAAUCAGGACAGUGAAGGACCGAUUGAUAUUCCCUCUGUGCCAACUACAGAACAAAAUGUGAAGAAAAGAGAAGAUGCACAAACUAAUGCAAAAUGGAUGGAAAAGAGGAAGAAAAGGGUUCUUGAAUGA
Messenger RNA from Phragmites australis (common reed), 2404 nucleotides. RefSeq lists its product as uncharacterized. NCBI's taxonomy places the organism in Eukaryota, Viridiplantae, Streptophyta, Magnoliopsida, Poales, Poaceae. The record is from RefSeq and is a predicted model, not a curated record. Bases 206 to 2404 code for a protein of 732 amino acids. The transcript has 5 exons.